GGAAGGGAUCGCCAUGUUGGAUUUAUGAAGCGCUCAAGACGAUUGAGUCUAGAAAUCUUUGAAAUUUGAUGAGGGGUUUUACAGAUACAUGAGGGACAACGCGUUAAAAUGCCAAAAGAAGAGGAGAAGGAAUACCUUAAGAUACUGGGAGUGGAUAAAUAUUCACCUGAAAGUAGGUUUUUCCGUGGUUAUGUUACCCUAUUUACCACAGUACAUCCUACAAGCGAUUCACUAUCCUGGAACUUCCGAGUUGAAGUGGGCGAUGGAAUACACGCUCGUUGAAUAAUUUUAGGCUAGCAUAUAGUUAGAUUUACUCCACAGAAAAUGUAUUUGAAUUUGUAAUUUGUUGGUUUUCGUAAUAUAAGACGGUUUACCUUAUAUCGCCGAUUAUUUUUCAGAUGAAUUCGAAAUCAAACGAGCAUAUAAGAAACUUGCACUCCGAUUUCACCCUGACAAGGUAAAGUUACGCUAUAUAGAAUUUCAGUUGUGCAGUUGUUGUUACUUUCUUUUUUCAGCAAAAGUACUUCACUUCUUCUUAAAAUUUUAACUUUACGUCUGCUAUUUAGUAUUGACAUUCCAGCAUUCUCUGGUACUUUCUCUUUGCCAAGUUGAUAAUUUAGUCUCACUCUGUUGACCUUGCUUUCACUUUUCAGAACCAGAGCGACUUCUCGGCAAGCAACUCUAAAAAGCAGUUCGAUGAAAUCAGCAAAGCUUUUGAAUCUCUCACUUUAGGUAACAGCGAUUUUAACUUUGCAUUCAUUUAUUUGCAACGACAGAUCAUGGUAGUGUCAUUAAUUUAGUAGUUCUGUUAAUAUGACUUUCUAAUUUUGUAUCUGGCCAGAAUUGCGUGCCUUCCAAUCAUGUACGACUAUUAAGUUUCAGACAGCGAGAUCUUUGUAGGAUUUGCGUGAUGUCUCUUCCUUUUUCUCUUUUACACAGAGUACAGAAACGAUACAAAUCAACCAGACUACGAUCAGGUAAAAUUUAUGUGAUCUGUUUUAUUUAAACUUAAGAGUUCUCAGAAAGAAUUCUUUAUGAUGUAUACCAUUUUACACAAGAUACAGUUACAUGGAAAAUUAAGGAUUUGUAUUUUUCUUUAGAUUUUCUUUGACUUUCUACGCGAUAUCUUUGACUGGAGAGAAGGUAAGAGAAUUUGCAAAUUGCUUCCUUUGUCGCUGUUUUAAGUGUAACGUUUGGUUUUAUACAGGUUUGGCUUUACCGUACUUAAUUAACACAAUGUCAUCCCUGCUACUAACAAUCUACGAUUGACACGUAAACACUACACAAACCUAAACCGGAAUCGGUUAACCCACUUAUUGUGUAAAUACAAACAAGCCAUUCCUAUUUUUUACAGUUGUCUUGAUAAAAACGUUGGUUAACUCCAGAACGGGGAUUUUUUCCCCUCACUGUUAUUGUAAUGGAGGCUUUAGGAAUCUAGAUAAAGCAACUAGUUGUAAGAUUUCCAAGUACCGUUCACCUAUACAGUAUGAAGACCAUGCAAGUUUUAUUCUUGAGCUGGUUUCAGUGAGUUAUCAAGUUUUUAAAAAAAUAACUGACUGUAAAAUGCCAUUACAUGUAUGGUUCUUCAACUGGUUUGUUUAUGUAACAACUAGAUGUUAUGCCAAUUUGUUUUGGUGCUUUUGUGCUCAUUUGAGAUAAUAGGAGCUUGACACUUUGACAAUAGUUAUUAUCAUCAGUAAUUGAUUGAAAAUAGGUGUGAGGGCCAUUUAUCAAUUUAGGGAAUAAUUAAACUUACAAUUUGUUUUGUUCUUCUCUAGAUGCAGAAGGAGCUGGAACUAGUAACUUUCUUACAUAUUUCUGUGGUUCUAAGCAGCACCCAUGUUCCUCUGAUGGAGACUUCGAUUCAAGGUGAGAAUUAAGUAGUAUUCUUAUUGGUCAUCUGUAUUUUUGUAGCUGUUUUUUUUUCUUUUACAAGAAUAGUUUACCUUUUGCAGUAGACAACUGCUUUUUUUUUAUUGCUCCUUACAGUUCUGUAAUAGAAAAGUGACUUCUCCUUGUAAACUGUGCUCCAUUUUUUAAGUUCCUUGUGUGAAUUCACAUUGCACAGAAACAAAUUUCUAUACUUUAUAGUCAUUUCUAUUCUUUUCACUGGCUUUGUGAUGUUUUGUGGAUAUUGCACAUGCUGAUUGCCUUUGAGAAUGUUUACUGAAAUGUUACAUUACAUACUUUGCUCAUGAAACAGAUACCAAGAUACUGAAGAUGACGAGGACGUUGAUGGAGAGGGUGACUUGGAUAGUAUCAUGGAGAUCAUUAAGGUAACACUUUGUCCAAUAAAGCUUAGUGCUUCUGUUAGUUGGUAAUUGAUCAGUUACUUCUUAAGUAUAAUUUUUUAUCAUUGACUGAGUUGAUUGUAAAUUGGCCACUGUAAAGAGUUACAAACCUGAUAUUUGAGUGUUAGCCCUUCAUCACGCUUGAAAUAUCAGCUCUGUAACUCUUUACAGUGGCCAAAUGUAUGUUAUUCAACUGAGUUGAGAGUACCAAAUUACCCUGUUAUACUCUCAAACUGAUGCAGCACCAGUUUCUUUAAAAACUUACCCCCCUUCUAAAGUGCUUGGGUUACACAAGAUUGAUGACAGAACCUACAUCCUGUUUCACCUCAGAGUUACUACUUUUGCUUUUUUUCAGUUUUCAUUAUGUGUUAUAUUUAUUGAUCUCUCAGCCUUUCCACUAUUUCUUAUACUUAAAUUUGUUAUUGAACCCCUUUCACCAAUUAUUUUUAUCCAUUAAAAAGCUGACAGCUUAUGGAAAAUUAAAAUUUUUGGAAAUAUUUCUGUCUAAAUAUGAGAUUUUAUUCUGAUUUUGUCUAAGUGGUUCUUCAAAGUUCCUAAAUUCUAAGGGUCUCUCUUACAUUGUUUAUUUUAGAAUCGCAAAAAGAAAGGAAAACAUGUUCCUGAAGAGUUCAAAGAAGAAAAUGUAAGUUUUUGAAAUAACUAACAUUGUUCUUGUUUUUGUAAACUUUCAUUGCAUUAACUUGGAAAAUUGUUGUGUUUUUAGUUGAUGGAUAUGAAGAGUAAAUUAAAUCAACACAAAGAAGACAUGAAGAGAGAUGCUACUAAAAAGGUAAUGAAUGGUUGUUAGUAUGUUUUUUGCUUGAAAACUUACAGCCCUGAAUUGAGAAGAAAGUUAUCACCAUCAAGGUGUUAUGUGGAAACAUUAUUAUGUCUUCUGGAUGGUCAGAUUUGAAAUGAGAGGGAGAUUAAUGUGAUUCCAAAUGUGGAUCUCUCUCUGACCAGGAAAAAACUUGGUGUGGCCUAAAAAGGUGAAGUCUGUACUCAAGCCUAUUGGCCCACCCAGCUAAACCUUAUCCUGGUUUCCAUGUAGCAUAAAGUGACUAGGAGUAUUACCACUCCUCCCUGGAUGAAAUGCCAGUCCAUCCAAAGGUUACCCCCCAGCAUUUUAUCAGGCUUCCCAGACAAUUCGCCAGUGCUAUACUCCUGGGAAGAGAGAGGCACUGUGAAAGUCAAGUGUAUUGCCCAAGAAUACAACACAUUGACCCGUCCAGUAUUUGAAUCUGGAACUCUCAACCCAGGGAUCAGUGCACUGACCUUUAGGCCAUUGCCUCUCUCAAUGUGGCCUUCUACACCGCCAUCUGCCAUUGACUAACACUGAUCAUCCCAGCCUGUAUAUUCAUUUGUCCAACAAGUUGUGACUUCUCAGAAUUUUCUUGCUCAUCUGUUCUAUACUUUCCUUUUACAUUAACUUGUAUGGUAAAGAUUUUCAAAUUGUAGUCUUCUCUAUAAAUAUCUUGUCCUUUGAAAUUUUCAGCAGUCAAGCAAGAAAGGGAAGAUGCCUGUACCUGUUGCAAAGGUUGGUAUCUAGUGUGUAACAGAAUUUUGGUUAUAUGCUGGCAGUGCUUUAAAUCUGCAGUUAUUAAAUGUGUCGUGUUUAUUAAUAAUGUUUAUCAACUUCAUUCUCAGCCAAAACCUAAGAGCAAGAAACAACUGCAAGCUGAGCAACGACGGAGAGAAAAAGUUAGUAGUUGUUGUUUCAUAUAUUUUGUUUUAUGCAUAGUAGUAUGCCUUGUCAUAUGUUUUUUUCUAGUUUUGAAAAUUACAUACCCUUAAUUAAGUCUUCAGACUUUUCAGUGUGUUUGAAAAGCUGUUCUCUGGAAUUAUUUUGCAUUGUAGGAAAUGGAGAAGAUUGCAGUGGAAUUAGAAGAGAAGCGAAAAGAGGAAGUGGAAAAAGAGAAACAAAGGAAACAGGUGAGUAGGUUUGGAUAUGAUUGUGUUUUGGAACAUGUGUAAUAGAUAAGGUAUCAAUCAGCCAGAGAGAGAAGCUACUAGGCAAUAGCUCGAUAGUGUGUCCCAUACUUUUCAUUAAAAACUCAAACUUCCUAUGCAUUUAUAGCUUGAGGUUGAGAAACAGAAAAGGCUGGAAGAAGAGAGAAUUAAAGCACAGAAUGAGGAGAGGAAAAGGCGGGAAAAGUAAGAUUAUAUUGUUUGUCUGCUUUUAGGAAAUUUCUGUAGAACUACUGUUGUUAUGUUGAAGGUUAUUUUUCCAGUGGUUAAAAUUGACAUAUGUUUUCUGUUUUGUUAGCACAUUGAAUGUAAUAUAGUUUUUACAUGUAUGCAGAGAUUUCCUCCUCAUUCAGGAGAUAGUUGAACAUGGAACUGUAUUCCCCUGCAAAAUUCAAUUGAAGCCAUUUUGUACAGGGCUGAGUAUUUUUUUCCUGUGUUCAUUUAAAAAAAUCCUAAGAUUAAAAGAGAGUGAAGUUGUUAGCUAUUCAGUGUAUUUACAGAACUUUGGGCUUUGCUGAAUGAGAAUUGAUCAACAGUUUGUUUGUUAGUUUUUUUUUUGUCCCACGCAUGACACUCUUUUUUAUUUAUCUCUCUUUCUUAUAUGACUGAGCUGUCCAUCUUUCCUAACUCAAUUCUGGAAAACCACAAAAUUGAAUGGUGUGAGGGUCAUAUCCUUUUAGGGACUCAGAUUUUUUUUAUCUUUGUCUAUGAUCAUGACCACCGUAGGGAACAAAAGGAGCGGGAAAGACAGCAAAAACUUGAGCAAGAGAAAGAGGAGAAAAGACGUCGUCAGCAGGAGGAGGAGAAAAAACGAAGAGAAGAAGAAGAAAAAAGGAAGAAAGCUGAAAAAGAAAAAGCAGAGAAGGAAAAGGCUGCAAGAAAGGUUCAUGAUUUUGUUACACAAAUUAAAUGUCAUUGCAAGUUAUCUCGAAUCAGUUAAAUCAACAGCCUGAAUUCAUUAGUCUGAUAAGAUUGUUAUUCAUCUUUUGCAUGAGUUUUCUAACAUACCAGUUUGAUAUCUACUGGGUUUGAUAUCUUGCAAAUGGUACCAUGCUUUGACCUACAGUGAAUAAUUUAGGGUUUACUGGAAUUUGUCAGAUUUUUAUCAGCUGAUACAAGGUACAGCAUUUGAUGACUUUCAUAAACUGGCAUUAAUUCCCAAAACAUCUUAUAAAUACUUGCAAAUUGGUUCACCAAACCCACAGCAUUUAACCUUACAUGAGAAUUAAUAGUACAUCAACUUCACUAGUAUUUUUUUUAUUCUGCAGGCUGCCCAACAGGCUGCAAAAGGUAUGAUUGUGAAUUUGGCAAAGCAUUUAAUAAGCUUAUUAUGUAUGGGUUUUUAAAAUUUGUUUGCAUUUUUUUGGUUUUUUAACUCUUAGGUGAAUUACUUUCAUUUUUCAAGGCUGUAAUUAAUGAUUGUUUUAUUUUUAGAAAAAGAAGACAAAGAGAAGGCGGCAAACAAAAAUCAGGUGAAUGUUGAACUUAUCAGUUUCAUUUUCUUCUUAUCUUCCAUCCAAAGCUCUGAAUUAGAUACAGAUUAGAGUAAUGUUAAAUAUUUCAUGAGUGUCUAAAGAAUUUUACAUUCAUCCACACUUAACUGUGCAUUUAUCUGUAGUUCAGUUAUGGAUAAAAAGUCUGGAUGUUUUAAUAGGUGGCAAACUGAGUGCUCUGCAUUGACAAAGCAACAAUUUUUUUAAAAAAUAUAACAGCAGUGGCAAUAAAAAAUGAGAUAGUUGUGAAACAAAUUAAAAUAAACCUUUGAAAGAGAGAUUUUGUUUAUUUAAGGAAGAGUGAGUGAGUAAAGUUACCAUGUCAUAUUCAUAAAAUUUUGGGGGGAAGAGAAGGAAAUUUUUUAGCACAUGAGAACCAUGAGCUCUAGUUAUCUGCUACAGCUGUAAUGAUUCUGGCAGUCCUUCAGACAUAAUCAAUUAUGCUGUACACUAUCAUUUUUACUGCGACAGAACAUGAAGAGACUACAACAGCAGCAGAGAACAGAUCAGCAACAAUAUCCAAGAGAAAUACCACCAAGGUUCCAAAAGAAAAUGAAACAACAGCAACAACAAUCACAGUAUCAAACACCUUCACAACAAAUGCAGCAACAACAAUCACUUCCACAACAAACCAAACCUCAACCAAAACAGCCUCCUGCAGGUGACUAGUAGUAAAAAGAACAGUGAGGUAGAAUUGUAGAAAAUUAUUUUCUUUGACUGCAUAGGUGUCUGGUUUUUAAUUAAGGAAAAAAAGGCUUGGUGUUAAGAACAAUAUGGACACAUUUAUAUCAAAACUUGGGCUACCUACUGGAAAUACAUGUAGAUGUUCCUAUUUGAAUCCUUAUUUUUCAAUAUUUUCCAUGAACAAAUUUGAUUUUGAAGACUCAACCUGAUCAGUUUGAUGAAGGAAUUAUCAUAUUUGUUAUUCAGUUAAAGACUUAAGCUCAUUAUGCAAGUGAUAAUUAUUGUCUACAUAUAAAACACAAAUUAUGACAUGUGAUAGUGGGCCUUCAACUGUCUGAUAAUUCUUUUUUGUUAGUUAACAAGAAGAAGGAUCCUAAUCGUUUUGGACCAAAAGAAUUUGCAGACAUGAUAGAACCAGUGGAUGACUCAGGCUGGUCACAAUCUGCCCCUGUGAAGGGGUCAGGCUGGGGUAAUUCACUGGAAACUUGGGAAGAUGCAGACAAGUGGGGAAGUGAGGAUCGACAGUGGGGAGAUAAGGAAGGGACAUGGGAUAAACUUGUUGUGGAUGAAGGAGAUAAAGACACUUGGCCAUCUGUAGGAUCAAAAGGAGCAAUAGGUGAUAAGAUAAAGACUUCCCCCUUGGAUGCUGGCUCUGAAAAGGGUCAGUAUUCAGCAGAAUCUUCUCCUAAAACUUCUGUUUCUUCUAUUUCUACUGCACUUAUCUCUGACAAUUCAAGUUCUGCUCAAGGAAAUGUCAACACUAGUAUGGACAAAAAGUCUUUGCCGACUAGUAAUUGGCAUGGGACUUCAACAACAUCAUCUGAGAACUGGGAUGUCAUUGAUGAAUCUAUUGAUCAAGCUAUUGAUGCUGCUGAAGCAGCAACGGCAAAAGAUAAUGGAGGACUUGGGGCAGGCUGGGGUGGAGUGACCAAGGGGGGAUUUGGGGGGUUAAUAGGGAAUGGUUCAAACUGGGAAAGUAGCACAGAUGCAAAGGACUCAGUGUCGUUAGGGCGCAGUCAUGACCCAGGAAAAGGAGAGCUUGUGAACACUUCAUAUGUAUCUGAGACUCCAAGCUGGAGCAAAACACCUGGAAAGGCUGUCAAGCCUAAAGUGCCAACAACAUCAACAGUGGUUACUAGUAAUCUGACAGCCUCAUGGGGUGGUACACCUGCUGAGACUGAUACUAAAUGGACUGAACCUCACUCUACUUCGGAUGGACUCACAAAUUCCAAGUCUAGUAAACCACCUAUUUUGGACUCUAAUUCUGUGGCCAAAUCAAGUGGAGACAUUGAAUCUGAACAAACUGUAACUUCAACUUCUGCUACUAAACCUUCAUCUGGCUGGGGUGAAGUACCUGUGUCUAAUUCAUCUAAAUGGGGAUCUUCUGUAGAUAUCACAGGUACCUCUUGUUGGGACAAUGUAGUGUCAAAAUCAGACACAACUUCUGAUCUUAAAACCGUGAGUAGCAGCAAAGUUUCACAGUGGUUAGAAAGUACAGGAGUGUCACUUGCAGAUUUAGAAUGGGGACAAGAAAAUUUGGAUAAUGAUGAAGGAUCUGAGGGAUCUCUAGAUGGGUGGACCACAGCAUCUAAAAGAAAUAGGGUAAGAAAUGUCUCCUACUUGAAUUUGACUACUACAGUCAAAUCCCGUUAACUUGAACCUUCAAGAAAAAUUGAAAAAGGUUUGAUUUAAUGGGAAUUUGAGUUAUUGAGAAAUGAAGAUAAAGGCACUGUAGUUUAAUGUAUCCUAAACCAAGGAAACCUGAACUGGACUGACAUGUUUUUGUAAUGUGGAAAAACAACAAAUGUUACAGGGCUGUUUCAAAAUAAUUUCAUUUAAUGUUUUGGACUGCAGUACACGUUUGUCUCAAGUUCAUAUGUAUCAUCACUCUUAAUGCUUUUCUCCUGUCACUACACUUUAUUAUGGAAAUUCUGGCUGGUUGCUUAUGAGAAAUAAUUAUCAUUACUCUGAAAAUGUUUUAGGCUCCCAAACCAGCUAAUGACUCAAAUGCGUGGAUGAACAGAUCUCUCAAACAACUGUUAGACAUGGGUUUCAAGGUGAGUGAUCUCCUAUGCAUAUUCAUGCAGUUGAUGCGUGUUAAUCUUAUUUGAGAACUUGAGAACAUUCUUUUCGAAAUAUGCACGGGUUUUCAAAUGUAUUUCCAAGGUGUAGAACUAAAUAAAGUACAGACAAUUUUGAUUGUCUCAGCUGAAAUGGUUUCCUUUUACCAUUAUGUUUCUUAUUUUGCGCAGCAAGAGGAUGCUGAAAAAGCUUUGAAGGCAAAUCAUAUGAACAUCGAGAGUGCAAUAGGUAUGAUUCUCAGUUAUUAUUUUAUUAUAGGGUCUCUUUUAAUGUAAAAGUUCAGAAUUGGUUUGCAGUUCUUGAAAAAUCCAGUGGGUUAAUGUUUAAGAAGAUUUUCGUGGGGAAUUCCACUUGAAAACGUUUGAAAUAGGUAAAGUGAAUUUAUAAAAAAGGAAAAUUAUGAAGGGGAUCGAAAUUCUGGAAUAGGUGAUAAGCAAGUUGUGACCAGCCACAGAUUGUCUGCCUAUGUUUCUUACACCAAUCCAUUUGUGGCUCAAUUGGUUUUUGCGUAUUCCUUUCCCAAUAUAUACUCCACCACUCUCCCUUCCAUAGUAUAGAACUUUAUCCCACACCACAUUCAGUUCUCCAGACGUUACGCUUUUUUAUUUCAAAGAUAUGUGAACAGAUUCUCCCAACUGCUUACCUUAGAGUUUUGCGAUGGCCGGUGUUAAGAAUUUGGUAUAUCAAAACAAUAUCACCCAACUGAUAGAUAAGAGUUAAUUAACUGAUUUUGAUCAGAAGGUCAGACAUAACAUUCAUAACGUUAUCUGUUGCCGUGCUUUCAGGGGACCUACUUGCCAUGAACAUGAGUGAAAACAGGGAACAGUCUGUAUCAGUUCCAAGUGGAAAACUCCAAGAGCCUGAUCCUGCAGAAGCAGCAAGAAUCCAACAGCAACAGCAGCAAGGUCAAGGUAAACUAAACCGCAAACAACGAAGGAAACUUCAACAGCAACAGCAAGCCGAGCAACAAACUCUUGAAUCAAAAACUGAACAAAGGCAAGGACAAAAUGAGGUCGCGGUUGCAAAGUCUGUGACUCAAGUCAGUGAAUCUGUUACUAAACCUGCCAAUGAACAACAAAACAAGACUUCAGAAACUCAAUCAACUUCUAAAACGGAUGAAGUACAACAAGACUCUAAAACAAAAACUUCCACGAGCACAACAAAACCUGAAAAACCUCCAUCAUCUGUAGCUGGGGCAGUAAAGCCCACAAAUGGGCAAUCGCAAUUGCCUAGCAACGGCAAAAGAUCUGGUCCACCAGUAGUACCUCCUGCCCCAGGCCCAGGGGUACAGGGCUCAUUGAGACCAACACUUGCUCAUCCAUUACUUCAUCCUCAGUUUGUACAACAGUUACAUCUGCAGCAGCUGAGAAUGGCUCAGGGAGGUCUUCUUCAGCCUCCAUUCACCCCUCAGCAGUUUGCUAUGCUGCAGCAGAUAGCUCAACUUCAGCUCGUUCAACAGCGCCUGGCUGCACAGUCUGUUGCUCAGCAACACUUAGGACAGAAACAACAGGUAGUGCCUCAACAACAAUUGUAUCAACAGCAACAGCAGAUUGCACUCAUGAUUGCUCAGAUGCAACAGCAAGUUCUGCAGCAGCAGCCUGGGCUGGCCGGGAGACAUCCUGCAUUGCCGUUUACUGCAGUACAACAACAACAACAGCAGCAAUCUCUACUGCAACAGCAGCAGCAACCGCAGUCACCUAAUGCACAACAGAAGGGCAAUAAAGCCGCAACCAAUGACAAACCAGCAACAGAGGCACCAACGAGCAAGACAGCAGACACUGUUAAGUCUCAGCCCAGCGAACCAUCUGCUGUUUCUCCUGUGACAUCAGAAGAACAACCCAAGCAACCUUCCCCUGUUACUCAGUCUAGGCUCACACAGUGGAAGCAGCCAUUGUUACAUGAACCUUCAUCAGCACCAGUGACUCAGUCCUCCGUCACUAGCAGCACACCAGCCUCAGUGGACUCCAAAGCUCAGACAAUAUCAGCUCCUUCACAAUCAUCUUCAGGUGUGCUAACCAGUGUCGUAUCAGCUCCAUCCAUUUCAACCAGUGACCUAUCUGAUUCCUCAGCUCCAAACAGCAACAAUGUUUCUCCACGGGCACGAAUUCCUGAUCCAGUUUCAAGCAGGUGGGGUGUGGACGCUGGUCCCAAGCUGUCUGCUGACCCACCUGAAUUUAAACCAGGUGUACCAUGGCGCCCUGCUCCAAAAUCUGACAAAAGAGAUGAAGUGAGAGAUAGUGUUUCUCCCAACACCGUAGAAAGCUCCAGUCGUCCAUCUUCCACUAUUGACUCCUCAUCAGAUAGCUGGUCGAAUUUGGGAAACCAAACUGUCAGUGCGCCCAGCAGCGUACAACUUGGAAGCAAUGUAAAGGUAGCAGACAAUGUUGUCACUACCAUUGCAAGUUCUUCCUUCUCAGGACUGUUGAUCAAUAACCAUACAUUCGAGUCAAGUCAAAUCGACUUUGGCGUAGGCUCAACCCCAUGGCUAGGCAAUAAAGCCCCUGCCCCACCUGCACAAGCGACAAGUAGAUCUGCAGGAUCCAGUGCUGCAUCACUGUUGAGACCUCCCCCUGGGUUGGGAUCUGACACCACUUUACCUGAAUCCCCUCUCUUUGACGAAGAGCCCCCUGCUUGGUUGAAAAGCUUAAUAGAUGGUUCCAGUCUUGGAGGUGAUAAAACCCAGCCUGAGUUUCAGUUCAGUCGCUUUGGGUUUGCGAACAGUUCAACACCAUGGAGUCCAAGAGAUAGCAGUACGCAGCCGUUUAGUCCUUUGACACCCAACCCUCAACCUUGGGCUGCUGUCGGGGGUCCUGCUCCUACUCUGUCAUCGUCGGCAUCAUCUAUAACUAUGGCAACAAGUGAAAACCGUAGUGGAAGUGUGAGCACAACCGAGCCAUCAUCUUUGCAAAACUCAGGGAUCAUCUGGUCAACGAAUCAACCCAUACCGAGUGCUGAGGAGAAGCUAUCAGGGAAUUUACCUGGGACUUCUGUCCCCCCUGUAUCUGCAUCUAGCGGUGUUGCUCCUUCUAGAACUGCUGUCAAUUCCAUGUCAACUUGGCUGGUACUGCGCAAUUUGUCACCAAGGGUGAGUUUUGCUCUUACGUUGUCGAGUCCAUUAAAAUCCUUUCUUUUAUCUGAAAGCCAGUUAAGGCAAUGUAAUGGAAAAUUCUUGGCAACUAUCUUUUUUCCCCACAGAGACAAGUCAUAAUAUUAGUAUCAUGAGUGAGUAGCCAUACAGUCUGGUCUAGUUCCUUACGUGAUUAACAUGACAUUUCUUACCAUAUCACCCACUCUCUUAGCAGAUACAUCGUAAAAAAAAGCAAAUGUUACUGUCGAUUGAAUAUUUAUCUGCUGUAUCGAAGAAUUAGCAGAAAGAGGAACUUAUGACAAUCGUUUAAUGAUCUUGUCUCGCUUGCAGAUGGAUCCCAAGACCCUCCGUCCUAUGUGCGAGAGGCAUGGGCCACUGCUCACGUUUCAGUUGAAUCUUCGCCAUGGGAACAGCUUGAUCCGUUACGGCAGCAUGGAAGAAGCGGCAAAAGCGAGGGCAGCGUUGAAUGGCAUGAUGCUGGUUGGCUCCCAGGUGGCAGCAGACUUCGCUACAGACAGUGACAUCGGUAGCUUCUUUGAGCAAACCAUGGAUUGGAGUGCAAACCCAUUUCCCAGCAACACGUACGGUAAUCAGUGGUCCUUUCAGAACGUGCUUGGUUCUGCGGCAACUUCGGACAAUAUUCAAUCUACAACCAAAGCACCGAUUGGCAAGGUUCCACCCGGAGUAUCAAGCACUGAACAGCCCAUCCCAAAAGUAAAUAACCCCACUCCUGGAAUGCAGUGGGGAUCUACAAUAGGGACACUGCCCUCGCCCUCGCAAGGCCUUGUUACUGGCGAACAGUCCAAGGUCAAUGCCCCCAGCCCUCAGUGGGUAAUCGGCUCACAGGGAAGCGAACAGCCUGGGGCAAAGCCUAACACUGCAGCUCCCAGUGUACCAUGGGGUAGUGCACAUGGACACGCACCAGCACCGUCUUACUUGUGGGGUACAGGCCCUUCGCAGCAAGCAGCCCUUGGGGGGAACUUUUCCCAAGUACCCAGUAUGUGGUCCUUUCCAGCUGGAGUCCCACGUGAUGUGGAGCCUCAGUCAGGAUCAGGAGACGGGCUUGUAAGCCCUUCCAUGACGACAUUCCUUCCCCCUGGCCUGCUGAACGGAGGGGGAGAUUCAGUCUGAACUGUGAUCAUGAACUAAGAAUCACAAUGCAUCAGCGUUUUUCUUUUUGUAGUUUUAUCGCUUACAUGUGCGUUUGUUUCAUGUGUUGUUAUGUGUGCGUUGGCCCUGAAAAUGGGUCUUCUGUGUAUCUACAUUAAUGUUUCAAUAUUGAUUAAAAUCUCAUGCUAUACGA
Messenger RNA from Pocillopora meandrina, 12909 nucleotides. Lineage: Eukaryota; Metazoa; Cnidaria; Anthozoa; Scleractinia; Pocilloporidae. The record is from the annotation of a GenBank genome assembly.